AUGGCCGACGCCAAAAAGCUCUUCUCCCUCGAGGCCAAGGGCCUCAAACUCGACACGGCCGACGACGUCGAAGCCCACAUCGCCGACCUGCGCGCCAACGACAUCGAGGAGGUCCGACUGCUGGGCAACACGCUGGGCGUUGGCGCAUGCAAGCUCCUGGGUGAGGUGUUGGCUACCAAGAAGAACCUGAGGGUCGCCAACCUCGCCGACAUCUUCACAGGUCGGCUGCUGGCCGAGAUCCCCGAAGCCCUCUCUCACCUCCUCACUUCCAUCCUCAACCUCCCGAAGCUCAACACGAUCAAUCUCAACGACAACGCCUUCGGCCUCAACACGCAGGCACCGCUCGUCGCUUUCCUCGCCGCCCACGUGCCCCUGCAGCACCUCUACCUCAACAACAACGGCCUGGGCCCGCACGCCGGCAUUCUCGUCGCCGACGCCCUGUCAGAGCUGCACGCCAAGAAGGAAGCCGCCCGCAAGGAUGGCCAGGAGGUGCCCGACCUGGAGACGGUCAUCUGCGGGCGCAACCGCCUCGAGAACGGCAGCAUGACGGCGUGGGCCAAGGCCUUCAGCUUGCACAACAAGGUCCAGGAGGUCAAGAUGGUCCAGAACGGCAUCCGCCAGGAGGGCAUCUCGCACCUCAUCAGCGAAGGCCUGAACCACGCCACCCAGCUGAGAGUGCUUGACCUUCAAGACAACACCUUCACCCUCAUAGGAGCCAAGGCCCUCGCCAAGGUUGCCCCGACAUGGACGGUGAUCCGUGAGCUCGGUGUCGGAGACUCGCUGUUGAGCGCAAAGGGUGGUGUGCUUCUGGCCGAUGCCCUGGCUCAGGGCAAGAACCAGAAGCUUGAGACCCUGCGCCUUCAGUACAAUGACAUCACGACGGCCGGCCUUAAGGGUCUCGCUGCUGCCGCCAAGGACGCCCUCCCCGCCCUCAGGAGAAUCGAGCUCAACGGCAACAAGUUCUCCGAGGAAGACGAGUCCAUUGUCAUUCUGCAGGAGCUUCUCGACGAGCGCAAGGAGAGUCUCGCCGGCGACGUCGUCAUCGAGGACGAAUGGGGUGUUGAUAGCCUCAGCGACCUUGAAGACGAGAGCGAAGCUGAAGAGGAGGAGGAGGAAGAGGAGGAGAUUGAGCCCGAGGAGAGAGCCGAGAAGCUCAUCAAGGAGGCCGAGGAGGCCCAAGAGGAGCCCGUUGUCCAGCUCAAGGACAAGGAGGUUGACGAGCUGGCCAAGAAGCUGGAGAAGGCUGAGAUUUAG
Messenger RNA from Purpureocillium lilacinum, 1254 nucleotides. RefSeq lists its product as uncharacterized. NCBI's taxonomy places the organism in Eukaryota, Fungi, Ascomycota, Sordariomycetes, Hypocreales, Ophiocordycipitaceae. The record is from RefSeq and is a predicted model, not a curated record. Gene Ontology annotation, biological process: nucleocytoplasmic transport; activation of GTPase activity. Gene Ontology annotation, molecular function: GTPase activator activity; small GTPase binding. Gene Ontology annotation, cellular component: nucleus; perinuclear region of cytoplasm; cytosol.